Camponotus floridanus (Florida carpenter ant) is the source of this 5748-nucleotide messenger RNA. RefSeq lists its product as uncharacterized. The transcript is spliced from 6 exons. The record is from RefSeq and is a predicted model, not a curated record. NCBI's taxonomy places the organism in Eukaryota, Metazoa, Arthropoda, Insecta, Hymenoptera, Formicidae. Bases 547 to 4293 code for a protein of 1248 amino acids.
GACUCUGUUUGUUUGCGAUAUUGCGGGAUACAACGGGAUCAACAGCAUCGGUGUCGAGAUGGUGAUGAUGAUGAUGAUGAUUUAAUCGAGCGUGUGUGUCCACUCGAUGUUUUCAGGAAGGACAAUUCUCGUUUUUCUCCUUCGUGAAUGCUUCGCGAACGCGAAGACGCGAGGCCGCGUGAAAGGUCGCUGUUGCUUUGCCUUAACCUUUCGUCCCAUAUUUGACUAUCGCACAUUUCGCGGGGUCGUGAACGUCAGUCCUGUCAGUGAGACUGACAGUUAGAAAUGUUACAUUUCGCGUGCUCGCGAACCGCGCGAGCGAUCGGUCCCUCCCUAUCGAUCAAUUUGGCAAAGUUAAAGAGGUCUUAACUUUGCUCCACUUGUGUUUUUUUUUUUUUUCGUUACGAGAAUCAGUUCAGUUUCUGUGGUUUCUUGUGGCUUCUGGUAGUGGAACUGGUUGUUCUCUCUUCUGAGAGAGGAGUUCUGAGAUUCCCUUGCGAUUGAAAGCAUUGUGGAGACUCUCCGCCCACUAAUUACGGCCGUAUCAUGCAGAACUUUGAUGAUCUUGAUAUAGAGGGACGUAAUCCUUCUCACUUAUCGGAAGAGGAUAAGGAAAAGGAAGAGUAUGAUCGCAAGCGUAUAAUGCGAUGCAGCGUUACCGCCGAAGAUGGUGCACUGAGACCAGUCUAUUCCGAGACCGAAGAUGGUGAUAUAUGGUGUCAUAUCUGUAACGUUGCCCUGUUUGGAGCACAUAAGUUGAUAAGUCAUAAUCUGUGUAAUCGUCACAAGAUGAAGCUGGAUGAGUGGCCGUAUCCGGUUAUGCUAUGGUCCAAGCGACCACAGGACGCGGCCAAGACGGUCGCGCCGGUGCAAUCUACGACUAUCGGCGACACUCUGGCACCUGGCGAGCCGGUGCCACCCGGCAUGGAAGAUCAAAUCACGCGGAUUACGUCGAUACAAAUGAGCUUAGACCGGCAUCAGAGCUCGCCGCUUGUCGGUCUCGAGUAUCUGCUGGAGCUCGUGGACAAUGAUUCGUGCGAGCCGAGUUACACGUGUGUUUUGUGCGAUAAACGCGGCGAUCCGCGCACAGUAAUGGCUCAUAUUACCAGCUACAAUCACCGAAUCACAUACCUCAAUAGACACUUCCCGACCAUAUCGCGAGCGAUUACGGAGUUACCGCGUACUCCUAAUUAUAAGCGCGGGGCCAAUGAAAUAUCGGUGUUAGUGGCGAAGAAAAUCGAAGAGAAGUUUGGAAGAAUGAAGCCGCAAUUGGUCGACAAGGUUCAGUUCGAAAAGAAUAAGAUGGUAUAUAUCAAGAGGGUUUAUCAGGACGUUCAUUUUAGGGAAACGCCAGAGUGUACAUUUAUGGAAGUUUAUGAUGUGCGAUGGGUGACAAAUUUUGAUGAAAAAAUGGCAGAAAUAAAUGGUAAUAAUGUUAGAAAGAAAGAUUCCAAUAUUGCCGAUGAGAAGAUUGAUGACAAAUGUAAAAAAGAAGACAAGAAAAAGGAAAAAUCUCCUAAAAAAUUAGACAUAAAAGGAGAAACUUCAAAAUCGGGUUUCAAAAUGCGUAUAUUUAACAAGGACAAAAUGAGUCUUCGUAAAUCUUCACCGAAACCCGAAGAGAUUGUAAAAAAGUCGCCUAAACGUCCCUCAGAUGAUACUAAAUCGCUCUCGUCGCUUUCGAGUAUAUCUAGCAGUCCAUCUCCGUCUCGUUCAAGAUCCCGUUCACCGAGUCGAGGUAGAAAAAGGAAUUCCAUCGACAGAAGCGCCGGAAGGUAUCGUAGUGGCUCACGAUACUCGCGUGAACGUACUCGUCGUUCGCGAUCACGAUCACGAUCGCGUUCGUUACAACCUCUCAGGGAACGUGAUAAAUGGGACAAAUAUCGCGAACAAAUUAGACGCGCCGAGGAAACGCUAGAUCGUGCUCUAAAAUUCCACGAAAAGAAUCCCGAAAAACAUCCGUCUUAUCCGGAUGAGUGGAAGAAAUUCUGGAACAGACGAUAUAAGGAACUCCAGGCCGAGGGUAACGAUCCGAGUAAACACGACUUCAAACCAGAAUGGAUCGAGUUUUGGAAUAAAAGAAUGCGCGAGAUUCAUAACGAGCAGCUUCAGCAACGAAAAGAGGAAAUUAGAAAGAGAUUGGAAUUGCCUGAAGAUAAACCGCCGGAAAAAUGGAUAUCACCGAGGCGAGAACGAGAGCGUUCCCCCGCAAAGCGCAGCAGACAUCGCAUAGAGAGCGACGAUGAAGUGGAAUACGUUGGUACGAAAAUGAUCAAGCCUGAAUAUUAUGAUCGCCAUGAGCUCAGGGAGCGAGACUACGUAUAUUCCUCAUACACGCGCGGAAGGGGAAGUGUAUACAGUCAUAGUUAUCCGCGAACAGCAUCUCGUUCCAGGCCAAUGUAUUACGCGUCACCGUAUCCCGUGAAGGAGAAAUCACCUACUCCGCCUGUCGCGGACGAAAGCUUGACAGAGGAUUUCGAAGUAGUCAGUCUUUUACGAUUACUCACAGCGCUCGAGGGACAGUUGGGUUCUCUCGGUCCUAAGAUAGUGUCGCUCUUGUCGAGAGCCUUAGCAGCCGAGAAAGCAAAGCCGAAUUCCGCCGAGGAAUUACUGUAUGAUGAAGAAGUAAGUGUUCUGUUCGAGACUGUUAAAGAGAAGCUCAAGGGCCAGCUAUUUGCGGGCAUGGUGGAGAAGAUGGCGAUUACGGCCACUAAAACUGCUAUACAGAACAUCGCCAAGCUACUCCAUAGAGCUUCCGAGGGCAAGAAGAAACUUGAAGAGGAAAAGAAGAAAAAUAAAGAACGAGAACUUCUGGAGGCAUCUAAACCCGCGCCAAGUUACGUCAAUAGAACCACUUACACGAGACCGGUAGAAAUUCUUACACCGUCCAUUAAGUCCGAGCCGGUGAGUGUACCGGGUAUCGGUACGAUCGACAAAGUCGCUAUCGCCCGACAGAUCGCCGCGGCUCUCGUCGCGCAAGGUAGAACGAAUGUUUCGCAGGAAGAAUUGGAGACUCUCAUUAAUGCCGUAGUCGGUAUGGCUGAGGCGUCGAAACAUUCCGAUAAACCCGUCACCACUGCUGAUUUUGUUAGAGGUCUGACGAGCAAUUCUGGCAAUGUCGGGAUUGCGCCUCAAAUAGUGGAACCCACGAAAACGGUCACGAUUGCGUCAAACGAUCCUACAGAACGGCAAGCCUCGAAAAUGGAAGACCUGUCGGAUACGGAUCUGAAAGUAAAAUUGCAAAGCUUUAAGGAUUUGAACACGCAAGAUCAACAUAGUCUCAUCAAUUUCCUGAAAAAGCUCGAAGCGAGUGAUCCGAUUAGGGUGGAAAAAUUACGAAACUUUGUCAAUCUUGGCGUAAUAUCAACGACGUCGACAAUAUCGAGUAGCACGAAAUCACCGACUCCGGAAAUCGAAGCCACGAUUGGCAAAGGUAGGAAGAGCAUCUCUCCAUUUUCCACUCGUAAAGGAAAUCAAAAUCCAACCGAGGACGAUGACAAAUGGAAACCUAAAGUGGAUAUGUUCGCGAACGACGAGGACGAGGAGCAACAAUCUAAAAAGGAUAACGAUCAAGACAAAAUGAAGACAAAGUUAGAUUUAUCCGAUGACGAUGACGAUUAUACGUACGAAGAUAUCUACAAAGCGGCGAGUAAGAAUGUGAGCGAGAACGAAAAAGCCAAGAAGUCCCGCGCUUUUUCCAAAUCGCCGAAAUCGUGGUCGCGUUCGCGCUCGAGGUCGAGAUCGAGAUCGCGAUCGCCGGCGCCGAGACAGAAGGAAACCACGAAGACGAACGAUCCGAACGCGAUAUUGAACGAGACGAAACGUCUAAUCGCGAAUAUUAUGUGCGACUUGCCCAACAAAUAUGUUUCCAAAUCACAUACGAGUCUGAGUAGUGAUACAAUCGAGCCGAUAGCGAAUCCCGUCGAGCAGAUACCAUCAACCGGAAGCUUCUACAAUCAAAACUUCCUUCCGAAUAAUCAGCCACGGCCGCAGGGACAACCGUUGACGACCUAUCCCAACGUGCCCAAUCAGCAGUUCACGAACUAUCAGCAACCGCAACAAAUGUUUCCCAAUAAUUCAGGUUACAUAGACAACGGUUAUAAUUAUCAGGGUUAUAGUAAUAUGGGUAAUCAAGGUCAAUACAGUGGACCGUCGAUAUCGUCGAAUCAAUAUCCUCAACAGACUUAUGGCUCUUACGUCGCGCCACCGCAAACCGCGCAUCCGUCUAGCUACGUUCAACAACCGCAGUCGCAGCAAUAUGAUGCUUAUAUGCAGCAACCGCGAUUUUAUUGAAUCAAAUAUACAUCGUCCGCUUGGUUGAUGACGCGUCACAUCUUUUACCGAACAUUCGCGUUAUGGCGAACUCCAGACGUUCCAGAUCUCGCUCUCUCUUUUUAUACAUAGUGGUACGAAUGUCUGUACAAAUUUAUUUGCGAUUUGUAUCUUCAAUGAAAUUUAUAUUAGAUUCUAUUUCGAGAUUAGCAGCGACAACAUUUGUAUUUCUUUCUACGCGAGCGAUUUCACAUAUUAUUUAUAUACCAUUUAUGAGAUUGUACUUGAAAAGAUUUUAUGCGUAUCCAAGUGUUUCUCGUCCGCGCUUUAUUUUGAUAAAAUAUAUUCGCGUAUAUUUUCAAAGUCAAAAUCGAUCAAAUCGAAAAAUUGUUAUAAUGUUGUGUGCUUGUGAAUGGGACAGUCCCGUUUCAACGUAUGACAAGUAUAUGUGGGAGAGCGCGCGCUAAAUAUAGUCGUUAAAUAUGCAAUGUUACGAGAUCUUUUUGUACGUUCAUAUAUCGAGAUCAAAGUUCGCUUCCAUAUGCGAGCCUUUAUGUAUUCUUCAUGUAUGUGCGCGGGUGUGUGCACAGUGAAAGUCUCCAAUGUUACGUUGCCUUCGAGUGAGUUUUAAUUAUAUGCACGAAGUGAACGUGUGCUGUUGAUAUGUACGCGACUUCGAGCAGAAAAACAAGAGUAAGUAAAAUAAAUAAGCAAUCUAUCCGCGUGCUAUACAGUAUGUGUAUAUCGCGUUUAGUUUUUAUUAUAAAAUCAAUAUCCGUUUGUAAUAUAUUUAAUGAGAUAAAUAAUUAUCGUCCCGCUUUUGUGUGUAUUAUAUAAAAACGUUAUAUUAUACCCACGACGAUGUUUGACAAAACUUUGUUCACGAUAAUUGUGUAAAAGUCGUUUUAGGUCUUUUAAAAAAAAAGAAGGAAGAAAAUACGUCGCAAUGAUAUUUGACGUUUACGGAAAAAAUGUAAUUCUUUAAUAAAUAUAACACAAGAUAUCACAUUGUAAUAUACUUUCUCUCCUCGAAAAUAUAUAUUCCUGUUUUUGUAAAAAUAAUAUCGCAUAAUCGCAUCAUAAAAUAAUAAAAUAAUAAAAUAAAUUAAGCAAAUGAAAAUGAAGGAUCUUACAUCGCCGAAUAUCUAUAUCCUUCGUUUCGAUAUAAUUCUUACACAACGCAGAGAGAUCAGGGGUCCUAUUCUUGAAAUCGUGCGAAAAAAAAAUUAUCGUAUGCGAAAGUGACGCUGCGCGAUCUUUGAUUGGUGUAUAUUUUUCGAUCUAAGAGUAUACACCGAUCAAAGAUCGCGCGGCGUCACUUUCGCAUACGAUAAUUUUUUUUCGCACGAUUUCAAGAAUAGGGCCCCAAGGAAAGAGAAAUUUCAACUGAACGUCUAUCUUGUAUUGUAUUAUUGUAACAGUUAUAUGCUCGAUAUCGUAUGUUUACGCAUUGCACAAUGACUAGAGAAUUGUAAA